AUGUUUCGACGGUACCGCCAAGCUGCGAAAUGCUACGCCUACAUGACUGAUGUGGGUAGUAAGGAUCAACUCUCCAAUAGUGUAUCGUUCACGAGGGACUGGACACUGCAGGAGCUUGUUGCGCCACGAGAGAUGGUAUUUCUAGCUAGUGACUGGUCAGAGAUUGGAGCACGAAAGGAGCUCUCUUAUAAAAUUGAGCAAAUUAUGAAAAUUGUUACUGCCUUGCUGCUUGGAAAAUCGCGACUGGAAGAGUCCUGUAUUGCUAAGCGUGUGUCAUGGGCCACGAUGCGCGAAACAACCAGGGUAGAAGACCGGGCGUAUUGUCUUAUGGGUAUUUUCAGCGUUAAUAAGCUACUGCUAUAUGGUGAAGGCGAUAAUGCGUUUAUCUGUUUGCAGGAAGAGAUUAUGAAGGACUCAGAUGAUGAGACAUUAUUCGCAUGGGAGAGCGAUGGUGUCUCGAAUGAGAAGCCCUGCUCUGCACUAGUAGGGAUUGGGAUCAGAUCCAAACCGAAUUCAGCGAAGGAUGAGGAUCAUUUCGUCCGAAUAAAGAGCACGCUCAUACGUGAUGUUCCGUUUUCUAUGCUACUUAGUGCGGUUCUAGACACGGUAUACAUUCCGAAGACCUUCGUCGGAGUCUUAGAAGACAUAGCAGUCCUACAAGAUCAAGACAGCGAUGCGUGGAGCGAGGGCGACUACGAGAUGCCCGACCGCAUCUGGCAUCGCAGAAUUCAGCCUCGAGGACACUAA
Molecule: messenger RNA, 747 nt
Organism: Penicillium canescens
Lineage: Eukaryota; Fungi; Ascomycota; Eurotiomycetes; Eurotiales; Aspergillaceae
Exons: 2
Coding region: 1-747 (248 amino acids)
Source: RefSeq, a predicted model, not a curated record